This is a messenger RNA of Bradysia coprophila, 2159 nucleotides long. It is a transcript of the gene slou, whose product is annotated as homeodomain transcription factor slouch. Lineage: Eukaryota; Metazoa; Arthropoda; Insecta; Diptera; Sciaridae. Gene Ontology annotation, cellular component: nucleus. Gene Ontology annotation, biological process: regulation of transcription by RNA polymerase II; cell differentiation. Gene Ontology annotation, molecular function: RNA polymerase II cis-regulatory region sequence-specific DNA binding; DNA-binding transcription factor activity, RNA polymerase II-specific. The record is from RefSeq and is a predicted model, not a curated record.
UUUAUUUUUGUAAAACGUAAAGCGAAAAAAUCAUGUAAGGAAUCAGUCUUCGUGCUGAAAUCGUUGUAGUCUGUUGGUUUCUGGUUUUUCGCGGGGGAAAAUCUCCGCUGUAUAUUUGAACAACGACAAAACACACAUAGCGAUGAUUGUGUUGCUUUGUACGCAGUGAAAAUAUUUUUGUUUUUUGAAAGUAAAUAACAAGAAACUGGAAGAAUUUCUUCGACGGUGAAAAUUUUAAGAAAGUGAAGAAAAAAUGGAAAAAUUAUCGAUUCGAAAAAUGAUUCGUGAAAUUAUUUGUGAUUGAAUUUUGUUGUGUAAUAAAUCAAAUGUGAUUUUUUUAUACUCACAAAAAGGACUAUCGAGCCUAAGUGAAUUUUUUUUUUCUGUGUUUUGCGGAUAUAUUUUUAAUUUUGUGAUUUUUGACUAAAAGACAAAUUGAAUCUAAAUUUUGAACAGAACAAAAACUCGUGUAAAAAUGGUCAUGAUGCAAUCACCAAUAUCGGAUACUCCACAGCCAGCGAGUCCAAACCAUUCAAAUCCCAGUUCACCGAAAACCAUCAAUCACAAUUUGAUCGACACCAAAUUCCAUAAAUACGACAAUAUUCGACUGGAACGCCCGCAACCCACCAAAUUCGAUGGGAUUUUGCUGAGCCGCUUCCAAGAUCCCGACGACAAUUCCCAUUCGGACGAAUCCAAAAAUCGACCAAUUAUGUUCCCGAAGGAACUGACCGACAUCGAUACACAUGCCAAAUUUUCGAUUGAACGACUGAAACAAUUGACCGAUCACAGCAUAAAUCGACUGAGUCCGUGUGAGGACAGCAAUCAAUCUAGUAAAUAUUCAUUGGAGGCAAAUAAAUACGGCAAUGUUUCGCCGCCGAUGAAGACAGCCCUUGAUAUGGAUACAAAUUUACAUCAUCAUGCGGCCCAGUUGGCCCACCACCAUCAAUUCAUCAAAUAUCCCAGCAAUUCGAGUGCGUUAGAUAUCGAACGAAUUAAAUUAACAAGAACGAUAACAAAUGGUAAAGACUUAUCGGAUUUUGGAUUUAGAAUACAGUUAGGUGGAUUACAUACAAAUUAUGCUCGAAGUGACACAAGAAGUGAAACAAGUGAAGAAUUAAUUGUUGACGGGAAUGAUGAUGGAUCGUCACAUGAGAUGGCAGCAACAAGUGUAUGUCCCGUGGAUUUGACCCGAUCAAUAACAUCGAAAACGGAAUCGGACAAAGCGGCCUGUAGAAAGUUAGCAUUUUCCGUGGAAAACAUUUUAGAUCCAACCAAAUUUUGUAGUCGAAAAGAAAAAUACACGAGACAUUGGCCGAAAGGAUUCGACAGAGACGAUCAUUUGGAAGAUGACAGUGAAUCACAAUCAGCAGCCGAUAUCAAUGAAAUGGAUCAGGACGAAUGUGAUGAUGCAAUGGGCAGUGAUAUGGACGAUCGGGCUAGUGAAACAGAUUCGAAAAAGGAUGAUUCGCGUGGCACAUCAAGAGGCAGUUCAAGUGACGGCAAAGCACAAGGGAACAGCUCUAAACCGAGAAGAGCUCGAACGGCAUUCACGUACGAGCAAUUAGUAUCGCUGGAAAACAAAUUCAAAACGACUCGAUAUCUGUCAGUGUGUGAACGCCUUAAUCUCGCGUUGAGUCUUAGCCUAACGGAAACACAAGUAAAAAUUUGGUUUCAAAAUCGACGGACCAAGUGGAAAAAACAAAAUCCCGGCCUUGACGUUAACAGUCCAACCGUUCCGCCGCCAUCAUCGAGUGGCGCUUUUGGUCCGGGCUAUGCUGGCGGAUUGUUAUAUCCGCAUGCUGUACCAUAUCCGCCAUAUGGACCGUACUUUCACCACCUGAGCGCACAUCAUUUGGGACAUUCGCACACAUAGAAGCAAGUUUUGAAUUAUAGAAAUCAUUCGUUGAACAAGAGCUUUUAGUAUAUGAAGGUAAGACAGUGGAAGUAUUUUGUGGUUCAGCGUGCCAAUAUUUAUUAUGACCAAUUGAAGAUUUGUCUUUCGAAGAUGAGUCGGCACACAUGGAAGAAUGAAGAAAAUUUCUUUGCCAAAGGGUUUGUUAAGCAUACUGAAUCAGAGACUAUUUUCUGGAAAAAUUUUUCGAAUUUUUUCUUGAAGUUUACCAUAUUUUCCUAGAUUGUUCCCAAAUUUUCCUUGGUUU